UUUCUAGUGAGUACCUAUUUUGCAUAUUUUUUCAGUCUAAAUCUUGUUAAUGUCACUGCUUUUAACGCAAUAUAAGCCAUUGAAUGGAGAUUAAUGCAAAAGAUAAACUACCUUCCGACAUUAAAAAUAAGUAAUACUUCCCAGCUCGUCCUUGGUGAUUCCUAAGUUUUCUUUCCCGGGUUUUAAAUUUCUCGCGGUUAUUGAUAGGGACUUUAUUACGGGUUGUUAAGGUUUUUCCAAUUCUUUUACAUGAUUUAGGAUUUUAUUGACUCUCUACCUUCAGGCACAUAGCUGUAAACGCAUUUUGACCCCAGUGUGUGCUAUGCACGGUCUAGCAAUUACAACAGUCGAAGGGAUUGGAUCCACACAAGAUCGAUUACACCCGGUGCAGGAACGCAUUGCUAAAUCUCAUGGGUCUCAAUGUGGAUUCUGCACUCCCGGUAUCGUCAUGUCCAUGUACACUCUACUUAGAAAUAAGCAAAAGGUAGAAUAUAAAGAUAUAGAAACAUCAACUACAAGGGAAUCUCUGUAGGUGUACUGGUUAUAGACCAAUCAUUGAAGGAUUCAAAACUUUUAAGGAAGGAUGGGUAAGAUCUUAUACAAAUGACAAUACAAACACCUGUGCAAUGGGAAAAGCUUGUUGUCGCAAUAAAAAGGGUGAAUGUAAGGAACAAACACUGUUUAAGACGUCAGCAUUUUAGCCGUAUGAUUCUGUGUUGAGUCCAUAUUCCCGCCAGAAUUAAAGUUGAUUGAUAAUUAUAGUGACUCAUUUACCUUUUAUAAAGGUGAAAAUGUAGUAUGGAUUAGGCCAAAAACCUUAAAUGAUUUACUUGUAAUUAAAAGUAAUUUUCCAGAGAGUAAGAUAGUAACUGGUAAUACUGAAAUAGGAGUGGAAAUGAAAUUUAAGAAAAGGGUUUAUCCGAUUUUACUACAUCCACAAUUGAUUAAAGAAAUGAGCGUUUGUAAAUUUACAAAUGGAGGAAUUGUAAUUGGUGCAAAUAUUAAUUUAAGCGAUUUACAUGACAUAUUGAAAAUUAAAAUUGCAAAGAAUAUAGCAAAGGGAAAGACGUUUGUAGCUAUCACGGAAAUGCUUGAUUGGUUUGCUGGCAGUCAGGUGCGCAACGUAGCUACUCUAGUUGGCAAUAUAGUGACAGCAAGUCCAAUAUCAGAUCUGAAUCCCAUAUUGAUGAGUUGUUCUGCAAUUCUUAAUGUUUACAGUAUACAAAAAGGCCACAGAAAUAUAACAAUUGACGAAGAUUUCUUUGAAGGCUACAGUAAAACAGCAAUAAAAAAUGACGAAGUUGUUAUAUCGGUGGAAAUUCCUGUUACAAAAGAUAGAUAAUUUGUCAAAGCUUACAAACAAGCAAGAAGAAGAGACGAUGAUAUAUCGAUUGUUACCGCAGCUUUCAAUGUAACGCUCGAAGAUAAUACUUUGAUAAAAGACGCAAGGCUGUGUUUCGGUGGUAUGGGACCAACAACUAUUUUUGCAAAGAAUACAUCAUAUUCCCUAAAAAGUAUACACUGGAGUGAACAAACUCUUCAUUUUGUAUUCGAUGCUUUGACUCGAGAAUUGGAACUUGAUGCAUCUGCACCUGGUGGUAUGGUUGAUUAUCGCAAAUCAUUGUGUUUGAGUCUCUUCUACAAGUUUUUCGUUUAUGUAUUACAGACUAUAUACCACAAAGUAAAUUAUCACAAUGGAAUGGAUAAGGAAAUAAGCGCCGUUGAUUACUUACCCACAAUGGAACCUAUGGGUUCCCAGUAUUUUGAAAUACAAAACAAUAAUAGGAAUGCUUCUGAUUCUGUUGGCCAACCUAUACCCCAUGCAUCCGCGCUGAAGCAUGCAACAGGUGAAGCUAUUUAUUGUGACGAUAUACAGCAAGUUAAUGGAGAGUUGUUUCUCACAUUAGUAUUUAGUACCGAAGCACAUGCAAAUAUAACAAAUAUUGAUGCUAGUGAAGCUUUAGCUGUACCUGGAGUAGUAGCAUUUCUAUCAGCUAAAGACUUAGACGAAGAAGGAAAUAAAAUGGGUCCAAUAUUCAAAGAUGAAGAAAUAUUUUCAAGGCACAUAGUUACUAGCCGUAAUUGUGUUAUUGGAGCUGUCGUUGCUACUACUGAAGGCAUAGCUAGGAAAGCCAAAGAUUUAGUAUCGGUGACUUAUGAAAAACUUAAACCUGUAAUUAUUAGUUUAGAAGAUGCGAUUGCUCACAAAUGUUUCUUUGAUGGUUAUCCUAGAACGCUAAAAAAGGGUAAUGUUAAAGAAGUAUUUAGACAUCCCAAAUGUAAUAAAGAGGGCAUUAUGAGAAGUGGAGCACAGGAGCAUUUUUAUUUAGAAACUAUAUCUGCAUUUGCAAUCAGAAAAGAAGAUGAAUUGGAAAUAAUCAGUACAACACAAAACCCAGCCGACAAUGCCCGUAUAGCCUCAAAAGCUCUCCACAUACCGAACCACAAAGUUGUAUCUAAAGUUAAGAGAAUCGGGGGAGGGUUUGGGGGCAAGGAAACCAGAGCCGCUGUUUUGGCAGUGCCUGUUGCGGUGGCAGCUUAUAAACUGAAGAAGCCUAUACGAGCUGUUUUAGAAAGGGAGGAAGAUAUGCAAGUAACAGGUUAUAGACAUCCUUGCCUCAUUAAAUACAAAGUAGCGUUCAACGACGAUGGAAAGAUAGCAGGAGCUACAUUCGACAUUUAUGCUAAUGCUGGAAAUCACAUGGAUAUAUCAUGUUCGAUGAUGGAGCGUGCUAUAAUGCACGUUGAUAACUGUUACUUUAUACCAAAUGUAGAGAUAAACGGAUACGUUUGCAAAACAAACAUGCCUUCGAACACCGCAUUUAGAGGUUUUGGUGCACCUAAAGCAAUGUUAGCGGCAGAGUGUAUGAUCAGAGACAUCGCAUCGACUCUGGGUAAAAAUUAUGAAGAAAUAGCUCAGUUGAAUCUUUACGAUGAGGGAAAAUUGACACAUUUUAAUCAGCAACUUAAGUAUUGUACUUUAUUGAGAUGUUGGUAUGAAUGUAUUGAAACUUCUGACUAUUACAGAAGAAAGGACGAAGUGGAAGAGUUUAACAGGUAUAACAGGUGGAAGAAGAAAGGAAUUGCCAUGGUACCGACAAAAUACGGUGUCUCCUUUCAAAAUGAUCUUCUUAAGCAAGGAGGUGCACUGCUGUUACUUUACAACGAUGGAUCAGUUCUUUUAUUCAUUGGAGGUAUAGAGAUGGGUCAAGGUCUGUUUACUAAAAUGAUACAAGUAGCGUCAAAGGCUUUAAACAUCGAUGUUUCCCUAAUUUAUAUUAGUGAAAUGGCUACAGAUAAAGUACCAAAUAGCUCGCCUACCGCCGGCAGUAUAAGCUCCGAUUUGUAUGGUAUGGCUGUUAUCAACGCUUGUAAUACCGUGAAAGAAAGAUUACAACCUUACAAAGCAAAAAAUCCAAAUGGCAAAUGGGAACAUUGGGUUUUAGCAGCAUCAAGACAUAAAAUUGAACACAAUCGUGGAACAAAUUCUGGGAAUUUGUAUGAAUAUUUCACAUAUGGGUGUGCGUGCUCUGAAGUUAUUGUAGAUUGUCUAACAGGAGAUCAUCAAGUGUUAAGAACGGAUAUCGUGAUGGAUGUAGGUGAAAGUUUAAACCCAGCUAUUGAUAUUGGUCAAAUAGAAGGGGCAUUCACUCAAGGUUAUGGAUUUUAUACGUUAGAAGAAAUAGUAUUUUCGCCAAGUGGCGAACUUUUGUCUCGUGGACCAGGGACUUACAAAAUUCCUGGAUUUUCUGACGUACCAAAGAUUUUUAACGUUUCGUUAUUGAAAGGAGCUCCUAAUCCUAGAGCUGUAUCUUCUUCCAAGGCUGUCGGGGAGCCACCAUUGUUCCUAGCUGCGUCAAUAUUUUUCGCAAUUAAAGAAGCAAUAAAGUCAGCUCGCAAUGACGCAGGUGUGAUGCCUGACUUUACGUUGGAAGUACCUGCAACAUGUGCUCGUAUUAGAAUGGCCUGUGAAGAUGACAUUACUAGACAGGUGAAGCCAACAAUCAAACAAAGCGGAAAACCUUGGAAUGUAAUGGCUGUAGGCGAGUCAUCUUUAUUCAUGGUGAACAUUUUUUUACCUUCUUCCGCCAUCAAGGAGGCUAGGCGCUCGCAAAGAUUUGGGAUUGUGACUGGAGUUCCACCUGGAGACUUCAGCUACCCCCGCAUUAUGCACAAGAGUGUCGUGGGAAGAUCAUAUCACUAAGAAGGUAAUUAAACAAUUAUAAUAAUCGUAGAAACUUUCAAUUGUCGUUAGUAUUCACGAACUGUAACAAAAGUUAUGACUUAGAAAAAUGAAAUUUGUACUUACAUUCUUUAUUUUAAU
Molecule: messenger RNA, 4324 nt
Organism: Hyposmocoma kahamanoa
Lineage: Eukaryota; Metazoa; Arthropoda; Insecta; Lepidoptera; Cosmopterigidae
Product: xanthine dehydrogenase-like
Molecular function (GO): iron ion binding; oxidoreductase activity
Source: RefSeq, a predicted model, not a curated record